AUGCCCGAACUCGUCGGACGCAAAGUAGGCUCUCGAGGCUACGGCCUGAUGAACUUCACCUGGCGCAAGGAUCCCAUUCCCCACGAACAGGCCUUUGAGGCCCUGCGCGCCGCCAUCGACAACAACAUGACCUUGUGGAAUGGAGGCGACUUCUACGGCACCCCUGAGAUCAACAGCAUGACCCUCCUGGCGGCCUACUUCGAAAAGUACCCCGAGGACGCCGACAAGGUCGUCCUGAGUAUCAAGGGCGGCCUUAGGCCCGACAUGCAGCUGGACGGCUCGCCCGAGUACAUCCGCCACUCCCUCGACUCUACGCUCGCCCAGCUCAAGGGCAGGAAGAAGCUCGACAUUUUCGAGUGUGCCCGCCGCGACCCCAAGGUGCCCCUCGAGACGACCUUUGGCGUCCUUGAAAGGGAGUACGUCCAGACCGGCAAACUCGGCGGCAUCUGCCUCUCCGAGGUCUCGGCCGCCACUAUUCACGAAGCCGUUAAGAUUACAAAGAUUGUCGGUGUCGAGGUCGAACUGAGCCUUUUCUCCACUGACGCCCUUACUAAUGGCGUGGCCGAGGCCUGUGUCAAGUACGGAAUCCCCUUGAUCGCCUACUCGCCCCUUGGUAGAGGCCUCCUUACUGGUCAGGUCAAGAGCCUCGAUGACAUCCCUGAAUCUGACUCCCGCCGCCACCUGCCCCGCUUCUACCCGGAAAACUUUGAGAUCAACCUUCAGUUAGUCAAGCAGGUUGAGGAAAUGGCCGCAAAGAGGAGUUGCACGCCUGCCCAGCUCGCCCUGGGAUGGGUCACGUCUCUACAGCGCCGGCCAGGGAUGCCUACCAUCAUCGCCAUCCCAGGCGGCACCACUGCUGCCAAGGUGCAUGAGAAUGCCAAACAGAUUGAUCUCACUGAUGAGGAGAUGGACGCCCUUGAUGCUACAUUGGCCAAGUUUGAGGUGGCUGGUGGAAGGUAUCCCGAUGGCAUGCCCGUCGACACCUAA
Molecule: messenger RNA, 987 nt
Organism: Ilyonectria robusta
Lineage: Eukaryota; Fungi; Ascomycota; Sordariomycetes; Hypocreales; Nectriaceae
Product: aldo/keto reductase
Exons: 1
Coding region: 1-987 (328 amino acids)
Cellular component (GO): cytoplasm
Source: RefSeq, a predicted model, not a curated record